Penicillium cosmopolitanum is the source of this 1530-nucleotide messenger RNA. RefSeq names its product cytochrome P450 monooxygenase xanG (gene xanG). Gene Ontology annotation, molecular function: monooxygenase activity; iron ion binding; oxidoreductase activity, acting on paired donors, with incorporation or reduction of molecular oxygen. The record is from RefSeq and is a predicted model, not a curated record. The coding region runs from base 1 to 1530 and encodes 509 amino acids. The transcript is spliced from 3 exons. NCBI's taxonomy places the organism in Eukaryota, Fungi, Ascomycota, Eurotiomycetes, Eurotiales, Aspergillaceae.
AUGGACUGGUCCCUCCUAAACUUCGCCCGCAGCGGCCUCGCAGUCCUCCUCUCCCUCCUCCUAAUAUUAUACUGGUACAUCCGCAUACCUAACGACAUGCCGCAAAACAUCCCAACAGUACCAAUCUACAUCUCAAUAAUGGGACUAUGGAGCGACAUGGGCCAAGACGACAUUUACGACAAAUGGCUGCGUCCCAAAUUAGAAAAAUACGGCGCGGUAAAGAUCUGGUUCGCUGGUCGGUGGAAUGUACUUGCUACCAGACCGCGGUUACUAGUCGACAUGUUCCGACACGAAGAUGUGUAUGCGAAAGCAGGGUCUCAGAAGAAGAUUCCCUGGAGCGUGAUUGCCUCGUUGGUUGGUGAUAAUAUUAUUAAUGCGCAUGGGGAGAAUUGGAAGUUAUAUACUUCGAUUAUGAAGCCGGGGUUGCAGAGGCGGAUUACGGAUUCGGGACCCUUGUUGUUGAAGUCGCGACGGUUUGUGGAUGUUCUUAUUGAAGAGCAGGGGGGUUUGGAUAGUGGGGGUGUCUUAGUGAAUCCGAUUAUUCAACGGUGGGCGUUGAGUUGUAUGGGGAUUAAUUUUAUGAAUGUUGAUUUGGAGUGCCUCGAAAAACCAGGCCAACGCCUCGAACAACUCCAAACAAUCAUCAAAAAAACCCUCUUCAAACCACUCUUCUUCAACUUCCCCGAUCUAGACCGCUACCCAACCCUCUUCCCCCAACGCGCAACCGCCUUCUCCAUAAUGCAAGAAUUCGGCGACCUCCUAGUUGAAACAGUCAAACAACGAAUCCAAACCACCGACGCCGACGGCGAACAAGUAGUCGACGGCCUCGACAAAGCCCUAGCAACCAACGAAAUAACAACGGAACAAUACCGCGCCAAUCUAAAAGUAACCUUCCUAACCGCGCAUGAAAACGCCCAACAACUCCUAAACAGCGCAAUCUGGGUCCUAGGCUCAAACACGACCAUCCAAGACAAACUUCGCGAAGAGGUCUUAUCCCUCUCCACUUCAAACCCAACAACAGACCAACUAAACAGUCUACCUUACCUAUACGCGGUAAUUCUCGAACUUCUCCGCCUCUACCCGCCCGUCUCACAACUCAUAAAUCGCGUAACGACAUCAUCAGCUGUAUUAGGCGGAGAAGUGCCCAUUCCGAAUCACACGUGGGUGGGGUGGAAUGCGUACGGGGUACACACAGACCCGAAUGUAUGGGGAAGUGAUGCGAGGACAUUCCGGCCUGAGAGGUGGGGUGGUGAUGUGAAGGGGAUUCAUGGGGCAGUGCGGAGUAAAACGGUUCAGUGUCAUUUUAUUGCGUUUAAUUCGCAUUCGAGGAAGUGUUUGGGACAGGGGUUUGCCGUGUUGCAGAUGAAGGUUUGUUUGUUUGAGAUGGCGAGGAGGCUGGUUUGGGUUGUUGAUCCGGAUUAUGAGUUGAAAUUGACUUCGGGCGGGAUUAUGGCUCCUUUGGGGUUGAGGGCUAUUAUGACGGAGAGGGUGGAGGUUAAGGAAGGAAACUGGCAGGGAGAGGAUAAAUGA